AAUACCGGGCAGAGGGACAUCAACAUCCAGACUCUGCGCAAUUUGCUUUCGAUGGUUUGGUUGCGGAUGAGGGGUUUCCCGCUCACCUGUCCCAUUAUUGCGAACGCAAAAGGUAUCAGAUGCAUAUAUGGCGGAGAUUUUGUUUCUUUAUACACAGAAAUUACGGAAAGAUAUAUUCCUUACUCUUCUGCUGUGUUUUGGGGCAAUGUCAGGACAGUGCGAUCUCGAUUCUAUUAAUUGUACCAAAGCUUCCGCCCCGAAUCACUUUUCGAAUCGCAGAGAUGUAGCACAAUGUGGUAGAAAUGCUCCACAGGGGAGUCAAGUGUGUCCCCUGAAUACUUGCUGUAGCGGCAAUGGAUACUGCGGGACCACAUCUGCGUAUUGCAUCAACGCCGAUCCCAUCAACGGCAAUGCACCUUGCCAACGCGGCUACGGCGCCUGCGGUAUAAUAAGCUUCCCCAACUGCGGAUCCGGCAGCACAACCGCCAGUAACGGGCGCAAAGUAUCUUACUGGCAAAUCGGCAGCGCGACUCGUCCCUGCAACGCUCUCCCCGUCUCUCUCAUCCCCACUCAGAACAUCACGCAUCUCAUCUUCGCCUUCAUGUCCAUCUCUCCUAACUCUUUUCACGUGGUUCCUUUCGAUACCACGGCCGUGCCUCUCAUGUAUCCCUUUACUGCUCUCGCUUCCGCAAGUUUGGCGACGUAUAUGGCUAUUGGGGGCGGUGGGUCGAGUGUCUUGCCGCUGAUUUGGAGUCAGAUGGUAUCGAAUCAGGGGAAUCGAGCAGCGUUUAUUGGUAGUGUGGAGGGGUGGUUGAGUACGUUUAAUUUCCAGGGCGUGGAUUUGGAUUGGGAGUUUCCGAGUAGUGAUAAUGAUCGAGAUGGGUUUGUGGCGUUGGUGAGAGAAAUGCGGGAGAGUUUUAGUGCGAAUUACCCGGGGAAGAAUUGGGGGAUCAGUGUUGUUUUACCACCAGAUAUCUACUCCCUCCAAUUUUUCGACCCCAUAAACCUAGAACCUUACAUCAACUUCUUCAACUUCAUGUCCUACGACCUACACGGCCCAUGGGAAGCCUCCAACCCGGCACUCGGAGCCUUCGUGCGACCGCAAACCUCUCUCCCGGACAUCACGAACGCCAUUUCUCCGCUCUGGUUCGCCGGCGUCGACCCCAUGAAAGUGAAUCUUGGACUCGCGGCCUACGGGCGCGGAUACACGCUUGCGAAUCCCGGGUGUGCGGAAAUCGGAUGUGCAUAUACGGGACUCAGCGAGCCCGGGCCGUGUAGUACCGAAGCGGGAAUUCUGAGUAUGCGGGAGAUUGAGGUGUUGGUUUUGAGAGAGGGCUUGAGAGCUACGUGGGCGGGGGCUAGUGCGGCGGAGGAGGGGGGGACCGCGGUUAAGCAGAUUGUGUUUGCGGGUGGGAGGCAGUGGAUGGGGUUUGAUGAUGAGGAGAGCUGGGGGUUGAAGAGAAGGUAUGCGGAUCAGCUUUGCAUUGGGGGGACAGUGGUUUGGAGUUUGGAUUUGCAGGUUGUGGGGACUGGCGAUGGUAAUUUUGGGCCGGGGUUCUAAGUGAUAGCUUUGGAAUUUAUGAGGGCAUGCAAUCGGGUAACAUGGAGGCGUUGAGGUGUGGAUGGACUUUGCGGUAUUUCUUUAAUAUACUGUUUUAUGGAUAGUGAUUUCUCAUUGAUACAUACGAAUUGCAGCAGUUACCA
Molecule: messenger RNA, 1704 nt
Organism: Botrytis cinerea B05.10
Lineage: Eukaryota; Fungi; Ascomycota; Leotiomycetes; Helotiales; Sclerotiniaceae
Exons: 5
Coding region: 128-1561 (477 amino acids)
Biological process (GO): carbohydrate metabolic process
Molecular function (GO): chitin binding
Source: RefSeq, a predicted model, not a curated record